AUUAAAUAUACUAAUAUAAUGCAUUAAUAUCCUUUAAAGUAAUUAUUUUAGUGCCUGCUUUUAUUAUACAGGAGUCACAGAAAAUCAAAUAUGUCUCAUCAAUUAGGCAGAGUCGUGUCGGAGAUACUACAGCGGUAUUUUGGUGAAAUAGUCCAGCAAGUUGGGAAGGACUUGUUUUCUUUUGGAAGCCGACCCGUUGCUAUGAUUGUGAAGUCUACUGGUCUUCCUCGAAAUCAGGUCAUAGAAAGUCUCCGUACACUGAUCAAGUUCAACUUGGCUACGUUCGAGCCAUCCAACAAUGAGGUUAUCGCUGACUACAAAUUAGUUCCUGAAAAUGUGCUUCUACUUAUCAGAUAUCCAAGAUAUUUGCUUCAAAUCAAAACCAAAUACGGCAGCGAGGCAGAGCUUCUAGUUGAAGAGCUUCUCCAACAGGCAAAAUGCAGCUCCACACUUCUCUUGGUCACUAUAGCUAACAAAUAUAAGAAUGACAAGGAAAAGAACUUAACAAUGGUACAAUUGAAAGACACAUUCAUCAGUCUAGCAACAGCCGGUUACAUUCAACAAUCACCGGUAGAGGAGACUAAGGAAGGUGCCAAUGAGGUACCAACAUUAGUGCCAGUUGCUACAAUAGUGCCCGAUCUAGAUACGAGAGCUCUAAUCCAAGCCAUGGCGAAACCGGAAGAAAUUACUGAUAAAAUUUAUUGGGAGGUGAAUUACGACAGGUUCCACCAGGACUUUAGAGACGAAAUAAUGAUCAAAGCUAUCUCCCGACGCAUAGAUGACCAUGCGGGGGAGCUAAUGCGGCUGCUGCUACAGCAGAUGUGCCUGACGUCGCCGGCGUGGGCCGCGGUGUCGACGCCCACGCCUGCGGUGGAUCUCAAGCACAGUUGUCGUCGAACAGCUGCAGACUCGCUGCUAACGCUGCAUUUGGACCACUACCUCAAGGUGUUAGAGGAGAACGGCGCGGGCUUCGUCGAGCGCACGGGCGACGCGGGCGGCGGGCGGCUGGCGGUGCGCGGCGCGCGCGCAGCCGCGCGGCUCGUGGCGGCCGCGCUCGAGCACGCCGUCACCGAGCGGCUCGGCUCCAACGCCGCCAGGAUCCUCAGGUUAAUUAUGUCAAAGAAGUACAUAGAAGAGGACGACAUCCAGAAGUACGCCAUGUUGCCCAACAAGGAAUGCAAGCAGUUGACGUACAAACUGCUAGAAGAACACUUUAUCAGCGUCCAGCCAAUGAGAAAGGCGGCGUCGGCCGGCGGGCUGGCCAAGACUAUUUAUUUGUAUCACGUUAAAUUGCAUGAGGCAGCGCACACAUGCAAGGAGAUGUGUUACCGCUCCCUGCACAACGUGCUGCGCCGCUCGCGCACCGAGCGCGCGGCGGCGUCGCGUCUGCUGGACAAGCAGCGGCGCGUGCGCAGCAUCGUGCACGGCAUGCGCGUGCGCGGGGAGCCGCAGCAGAACAUCACUGAUGUGGAGGAGACAUUGACCCCGCCCGAGCUAGCAGUAUUAGCCAGCGUGGAGAAACGCAUCAAGCAGCUCAGCACCGCUGAACUGGAACUAGACAAAACGCUAUUUAUACUUAACUGGUACUUUAUGUACCCGCAUUGACUUUUAUAAAGGUGAAUCGUGAUUAUUGUUUGUGUGCCAAAUCGGUCUUCAGUCACACGGACUCGUGUAGUGUCGACUGAUUCAUUCAUUUUCUUAUAAAAGUAACUUCCCAUGGAUGUCGUAAAGGGAAAGGCUAAUAAACUUGGGAUUCUUUGUAGGCGUUGGGCUUGCAACCU
This is a messenger RNA of Amyelois transitella, 1781 nucleotides long. It is a transcript of the gene Polr3C, whose product is annotated as DNA-directed RNA polymerase III subunit RPC3. NCBI's taxonomy places the organism in Eukaryota, Metazoa, Arthropoda, Insecta, Lepidoptera, Pyralidae. The coding region runs from base 91 to 1605 and encodes 504 amino acids. Gene Ontology annotation, molecular function: single-stranded DNA binding. The transcript is spliced from 10 exons. The record is from RefSeq and is a predicted model, not a curated record. Gene Ontology annotation, biological process: DNA-templated transcription. Gene Ontology annotation, cellular component: RNA polymerase III complex.